GCUGUCGAUAAUCCGAAGCUAGAGGCUCUCAUACUCACUUCCACUACAGCAGAUAGAUAAGACGAAACAAUAAUGUCUGUGUCAGCGAUCUUUGGCACCGGACUCGUCACCGUCGCUGCUUCUCCGGCUCUUCGCCAGUUUCAAAUCCCUAAACUGGGAAACGGAGGAGGUCUGGGAAUGGUGAUAGAGUGUUCGUCGAGGCCGCAGAAGAAAUCGACGGCACAUCACAGGAAGACGAGGCCGAAGAAGACGCAGCCUUGGGACAUUAAGAGAAAGCCCACCGUUUAUGCUCCUCUUCCUCCUCUCCCUCCGGAUUGGUCUCCUCUCGCUCUUUCAUCCGACGGUAGUACUGUCACUUCCGCUGGAGAUUUGGUUCCAGGCGCCGCCGCGUAGUUACGAGUUAUCUAUCUGCUGGUCUGGUUGUAAUCUUGUCUGAAAGCUUUUGUUAUUUGUCUGUUUCUGUUAAUUCAGUUUUCUUCAGAUGUACGGUGUAUUGAAUGGAACAAACUGCAGUUUUUUUUUUUU
Molecule: messenger RNA, 525 nt
Organism: Brassica napus (rape)
Lineage: Eukaryota; Viridiplantae; Streptophyta; Magnoliopsida; Brassicales; Brassicaceae
Product: 50S ribosomal protein 6, chloroplastic-like
Exons: 1
Coding region: 73-393 (106 amino acids)
Biological process (GO): translation
Cellular component (GO): ribosome; chloroplast
Molecular function (GO): rRNA binding; structural constituent of ribosome
Source: RefSeq, a predicted model, not a curated record